Messenger RNA from Telopea speciosissima, 702 nucleotides. Its product is annotated as Golgi apparatus membrane protein-like protein ECHIDNA. Gene Ontology annotation, biological process: protein secretion; vesicle-mediated transport. NCBI's taxonomy places the organism in Eukaryota, Viridiplantae, Streptophyta, Magnoliopsida, Proteales, Proteaceae. The record is from RefSeq and is a predicted model, not a curated record. Gene Ontology annotation, cellular component: Golgi membrane. The coding region runs from base 142 to 693 and encodes 183 amino acids. The transcript has 6 exons.
AAAAGUUAGAGCAGGGGGGGAAAGUCGGCCAAAGAGGCUGCGAGGGAAGAUCUCUUGUUGGUUUUCAUUUCUCAUGAACAAGGAGUCGAGGAGGAGAGGAGAGCCUAGUGAUAUCGAUAGGGCAUCUGUCCAUCUCUUACCAUGGAUCUAAACCAGCCUGCAGGUGAAAAUUAUGCCAACCCAAAGACAUGUUUCUUUCAUGUGCUAUUCAAGGCUGCUGCAUUGGCGUUUUACAUUCUUUCAGCCCUCUUCUUUGAUGGCUUUGUCAUCAUCUUCGUCGUAACUGUUCUUCUUGCUGCUCUCGACUUUUGGGUGGUAAAGAAUGUCAGUGGGCGGAUAUUAGUUGGUCUGAGGUGGUGGAAUGAAAUAAAUGAUUUGGGAGAGAGUGUAUGGAAAUUCGAAUGCCUUGACCAAGAGUCAUUGUCCCGGAUGAACAAGAAGGACUCAUGGCUCUUCUGGUGGACGCUUUAUCUCUCAGCAGUUGCAUGGAUCUUCCUUGGUAUAUUUUCACUCAUAAGAUUUCAAGCAGAUUACCUCCUAGUUGUGGGAGUUUGUUUGAGCCUCAACAUUGCAAAUAUUAUUGGAUUCACUAAAUGUCGCAAAGAUGCCAAGAAGCAGAUUCAAGCAUUUGCCUCCCAGACAAUUGCAUCCCAUGUCUCAUCAACGCUCCAGUCAGCAUUUAGUGUUGUCUGAGCUGUUGAU